UGACAGGCAAUGGUAAUGGGCAGCUCAGCGCAGGACCCCGGAAGUGGAAGUGUCCGGCACGUGCCGUUUUGGGGCGAGAUGGAGGUGCAGGAACCUGGCCUGAGGGAGAUCGCUUGUGAGCAGAGCCCCCUGAGCCGGCCGGAUGGCUCCGCGACGUUCCUGCAGGGGGACACGUCGGUUCUGGUCGGAGUCUAUGGCCCGGCAGAGAUUAAAUUCAGCAGAGAGAUGCACGACAAGUCCACUGUCGAGGUGAUGGUGCGGCCAAAAGUGGGGCUACCUGCUAUACAAGAAAAGAACUACGAGCAGUUGAUUCGGGAGACCUGUGAGUCGGUCAUCCUGGGCACGUUGCACCCACGGACAUCCAUCACCAUCGUGCUUCAGGUCAUCAAUGACGCGGGCUCUUUACUCGCCUGCUUCCUAAAUGCGGCCUGCAUGGGUAUGAUGGAUGCCGGACUGCCCAUGCGCGCCCUGUUCUGCGGUGUCACCUGCGCCCUGGACAACGAUGGACAACUAAGUAUUGACCCCACUGCUAAAGAACAAAAGGAGAGCCGCACCGUUCUGACGUUUGCGAUUGAGAGCACAGAAAAGAAAAUAUUAACCGUUUCCAGUCGAGGUGCAUACUCCGCCGCAGAGCUCCAGCAGUGUAUAGCAGCCGCCCAGCUCUCAGCCCAAAAAAUCUUCCACUUCUACAGGGACUCGGUCAAGAGGCGAUACUCCAAAUCCUAACAGAAGACCGGCACCUCAUCCUGCACCGUGGAGGACCAGACCUGAUCAGACUCUGAUCUGUUUGUAUCUACUAUAUGGCAGUCGUUUUGCACGCUUAUGCAGUAUGCUUUAUUUAAAUGCACAGUGAACUGUUGAGGCGCGAGGCACAGCGCGUUUCGCGGAUCUCAGCAGGGCAUUGUGAAUGGAUUGGAAAUCAUGUGGAUAGUGGAUAAGCUUGCAAAAUAGCUCCUGAACUGUCCCCAGGAGGCCAUAUAGAUUUCUAGGUAUUUCCCAUGAUCCUUAGCUGGAUGCCUACAGAAUAAAGGUGCGCGGACAAAAGGCGAAGCCGCACGAUGAAACUGUAAAUAGUAACCUUUAUUAAAGGUGUUUACACAAUGA
This is a messenger RNA of Bufo gargarizans (Asiatic toad), 1104 nucleotides long. It is a transcript of the gene EXOSC5, whose product is annotated as exosome component 5. Lineage: Eukaryota; Metazoa; Chordata; Amphibia; Anura; Bufonidae. The record is from RefSeq and is a predicted model, not a curated record. Gene Ontology annotation, cellular component: nuclear exosome (RNase complex); nucleolus; cytoplasmic exosome (RNase complex). Gene Ontology annotation, biological process: nuclear mRNA surveillance; poly(A)-dependent snoRNA 3'-end processing; rRNA catabolic process.